AUGCCGCUCCGGUACUCGGCCAGCAGCCUCGUCAGGUCGGAGCUCGCCCCGUACUACGCCUUCGACUGGCUCCCGGUGUCCGGGAGCUACAUGCACGUCAUGUGCAGGUCCACCGGGAACACGGUGGCGACCGUCGAGGUGCCGCCGUUCAUGGCCAUCCACUACAUCAAUGCGUACGAGGACGACGCCGACGGUGCCGCGGUCAUCGUCGACUGCUGCGAGCACUACAGCGACCCCGCCAUCAUCCACACGCUUCUCCUCCACAGACUCAGAUCCUUGAGCAGUGACAAGGACAAGGACCCGUUGCCAAACGCCAGCAAGGAAAAUUUGUUGAAUGCAAUAGAAAAGAUUGGUUGUGAUUUCCUGAUUCUAUAUGCAUCUUCUGAAGAUAGCUACUAUCAUGCAUCAUGGAGUACUAUUAAGGGUAGCAUUUACACAGGAAGGAUGAAGACAACUGGUACACGUGAGCCAAUGCAAGUGUUUGUGUUGGUGGCGUAA
Messenger RNA from Miscanthus lutarioriparius, 498 nucleotides. The record is from the annotation of a GenBank genome assembly. Lineage: Eukaryota; Viridiplantae; Streptophyta; Magnoliopsida; Poales; Poaceae.